Anopheles darlingi is the source of this 1713-nucleotide messenger RNA. RefSeq names its product mitochondrial amidoxime-reducing component 1 (gene Marc). Gene Ontology annotation, molecular function: catalytic activity; pyridoxal phosphate binding; molybdenum ion binding. Bases 502 to 1509 code for a protein of 335 amino acids. The record is from RefSeq and is a predicted model, not a curated record. NCBI's taxonomy places the organism in Eukaryota, Metazoa, Arthropoda, Insecta, Diptera, Culicidae. The transcript is spliced from 3 exons.
CAAUCCCAUCGCACGGUCAUCCAUACGCUUGCUAGAGCGAGCGAGGGAGAAUCUCAACGUUCUCCACCCGUCCACCCUAUCAAUGAGCCGAGCUCUGUGAGCUAGGGGGUCAUAGGGGUACAUGGAUCAUUCGCUCGCUCGCUCGCUCGCUUACUCGGACGCUGAUCAAAUAAAGCGGGUAAAUCAAAGUGCAAGAGAUACGCGCGAUUGUUGUCAUUGUGGUGGUGGUGGUGGUGAGGGUGGUAUGGUAACCUGUAGAAUUUGCGGCCUCAGCGGACUCUAUCAGCUGACAUUUGAUGUCGCCCCAUCCUUAUCGGCGUUGCUGUGUGCGUGCAAAGGUUUCGCGGCGCCAUUAAGCGCGAAGCGCUCGAAUCGCAAGCAACACACAAGACAAAAGCCAAAUCGCAGCUCCCGGGGCGCGGUUAUUGGCAGUAACAUCAUCAACAGCAACAGCAGCAGCAGCAGCAGCAGUAGAGGUUCCAGAGCGCACUCUUGCACAAUAUGCUCCAAAGACUGGUGGAUGAGUUCAGGGCGGUCCCGGUGACCCGACAGGCCCUGCUGGUAGCGGCUGGCCUCGGCGGAGUUGCGGUGGUAUCGGCAGCCGCCUACCUGGCGAAGCAGCGACUCGACAAUACGCCCCCGAAACGGUGGCGCAAGGCCGGCGAGCUAACCGAGAUCUACGUCUACCCGAUCAAAUCGUGCGGUCCGGUCGUCCUGCAGGCGAUCGACUGUAUCGCUACCGGACCGGGUCAGGAUCUGAUGCGCGACCGCACCUUCCUGGUGACGAACGAGGAUGGCAAGUUCGUGACGGCGCGCAUGAAACCGAAGAUGGUGCUGAUUGCACCGCGGUACGAUGCACCGACCACAACACUGUACCUGCAGGCACCCGGUAUGCCGGAGCUACGGAUCGAUGUGGGCGAGCUGGCACGGAAGGCGACACGGGGGGCGACCGCUGAUCCAGUGACCGAGCGGAGCGUUGUGUGGGGCGAGGGUGUAACGGUGCUCGACUGUGGGGACACCGUGGCUCAGUGGUUUUCGCGCUACCUGCUCGACAAGGACAGUGGCUACCGGUUGCGGUACUAUCCGCACGCGCACAGCCAGCGGCGCCGGAACGGUGACGACACCGGUACGCUGCACGAUGAGACGAGCUACAUGCUGUUCAACGAGGCCAGCGUGACCGAGCUGAAUGGCCGGCUGGAGAACAAGGUGACACCGCUGCGCUUCCGGCCCAACUUUGUCGUUCGUGGUCCGGAACCGUAUGCCGAGGAUCGCUGGAAGUGGGUGCGAAUCGGGGACGUCGUGUUCCGCUAUCGCAUACCGUGCCUGCGAUGCGUCUUCACUACGAUCGACCCGGAUACUGGGGUCGCCCACCCAGACAAGGAACCGUUGCGGACGCUGAAACAAUAUCGACAGAUACCGGCGCUGGGUGAAUCGCCGGCCCUCGGUAUCCAUCUUGGAUUGCGCCGCGCCGGCAGCGUCAAGAUCGGCGAUUCCGUCUACUUUGCCUAGCCACGCUUUUAGGACUUUUCUUUCGUCAACCUAUCAACUCAACCCAACAUAACCACAACCAAUCAAGAAGACGCUUUGGCGUAUGUGAACACUGUAUCGGGACCACGGGGCAGCGGUCACAUCAUUAUUGUAUCGCAGUUUGUCACACUAAUCUGCUCGCGUAUACGAGUAAAUACAUACGUUCCGCGACCGGCGCCAACUGAC